Molecule: messenger RNA, 5317 nt
Organism: Mixia osmundae IAM 14324
Lineage: Eukaryota; Fungi; Basidiomycota; Mixiomycetes; Mixiales; Mixiaceae
Exons: 6
Coding region: 143-5206 (1687 amino acids)
Biological process (GO): barbed-end actin filament capping; actin filament bundle assembly; mitotic actomyosin contractile ring assembly
Cellular component (GO): mating projection tip; cell division site
Molecular function (GO): small GTPase binding; actin binding
Source: RefSeq, a predicted model, not a curated record
CGAGCACACACGACGAGCCUCAUAGCAGCUCGCAUUCAGUCUCUGGCGUUCUAGACGAUGCUGCGAUGGCGGGCUGUAUGCGAUAGUCAGCUUCCAAGAAGAGUCGGCAAGUGAGCAGCCCCCACGACUUGACGUGGUCGCGAUGUUCUCAAGCAAGAAGAAGAAGUCGGUCAGCGAGGCGCCAGAGGAAGGAUCUCUGGCCUACUACGAGGCACUGGCCGGCGUGAGUAGAGCAAGCUCGGUGGCUAGCAGGAGCUCUACUCAACAUGCGCUGCCGCCAAGCGCGUUGCCGCUCUCGCCGCCUGCACCCGAACGGAGACCGUCAAGCGCUUCCUCGCUGCGUCCCAAUGGCUCACAUCAGCUGAGCGCUACUGCAAUGCAGCACAGUACAUCCACGAGCACUAUCAAGCGAGCGAGAAGCAGAGGCGACAUGAGAAAAGAUGUCCUAUCUGGAGAAAGCAGUUAUUCUCAUGGCUCGUCGGCCGACAAUGGCAGGAUGUCAAUCGAUCGUCCGCCUGCUUUCAGGCAGAUACAUGCUGAGCCGAUACCUGCUGUCCCUCCUCUGAAUGGUUCGGCGCUCUAUGCAAGCACGUCAAGCGGUCUCGAUAGAUCAAUCGGUCUCGAUAGAUCAAUCAAUGGCGACGCACCAGGCCGCAACAGCAUCUCAGAAAGAGACCGUGGACUGCCACAGCGGCCAUCACGAGAAUCAAGCUCGUCUGCUACCGUGCAAGGGGCUAUCUAUCCCACUGCCAGCAGAUCUCCGCCACCGAUACCCUCUCAAUUUCAGUUCUCGGCGCCGCCGCACUUGCAGCCUCGAACUUCGAUGGCGCUCGAUCGCCCACCGAAUGCUUUCGAUCCAUCGCGCACGUCUGUCCGCUCAUCAACAUACUCGACACAUUCACUGGCGGCAUCCGUCGCGCCGUCAGUCGUCUCACUUGCACCUAGCAUGGCCUCGUUGUCUAUGACGAGCGAAGCGUCCGACUUUCACUUUCCACGACCAAAAUCGGACGAACAGAUCGAGCGUAUGUUCGAAGAGCUGAUAUUCACGAGAGGUCUCCAAGGACAAGGAGAUAAAGUUCUCAAUGACAUGCUGUCCUGGUCCGUCGACAAGAAGUGGCAGCUCGUACAUACGCACAGGCUGAGCGAGCACCAGGCCGCCAAGCGUGCAAACAUCCCGCACAGUAUCGGCGGCGUACGAACAUCCAGCAAAUCUUCCUCACGAACUCAAAAGGACAAGCCAGAAUACUAUCUCGCAAAGUUCCUGGACAAUACGAUCGACGCACGGGCAGUAGCUAACCUCAAUGUUGGCCUACGCACAUACGAGAUCUCAUGGCUACGCUCCUUUAUCGAGAUGCAAGGCCAGUCGGUGCUGGCAAACGCAUUGGCGAAUUUGAACAGGCAAGCGCCAUUAUCAAAACGCGAAGUUGAUCAUCAGCUCGAGUAUGAGAUCUUGAAGUGUCUCAAAACGCUGCUUAACAACAAGAUUGGUGCAGACGACGCGAUACAGCAUCCUGUAUGUAUAUCCAGCGUAGCACUCUCUCUCGUCUCAGCCCAGGUAGCCUCACGGAAGACCGUUGUCGAGAUCCUGACUUUUCUGGCGCACUGGGAAUAUCCGCAAGGCCAUCACUAUGUACUCAAAGCGUUCGACAACCUCAAAGCGGUGCGCAACGAUACUACCCGCUUCGAUGCUUGGCUCAGUACAUUCGAAGCCACCAUUGAUGGUAGGGGCAAGAUGGGCAGUCUGGUCGGUGUCAGCGAAGAGGUGAAGCUUUUGCGAUCGCGCGCCCCUCAGGACCUCGCUUCGGGCGGCAUUGGCCUGGAUGGCGCGCUAGGCGACUACGCGCUUGCCAAUCUGCUGCUCAUGAAUUCGCUCGUCUCGCUACCAGAAGAGUGUGAAAUCCGGGUCCAUCUGCGCUCUCAGCUCGACUCUUCGGGUCUCAAGAGAAUUUUCGCGAAGCUGAAAAGCUUCAAUCAUAGCACGAUCGAGCGUCAGAUUGGGCAGUAUGAGUCUGCUUCCGCCGAAGAUCAUGCCGAGCUUCUGUCCGGCUUUCAAGCUGGCACUCUCAAGGAGCUCUCCGAUCCACGCGACGUCGUUCAGGUCUUGUCUGCCAACUUGCAGGGCAAGCGCUCUUUCGAUUUUUUCCUGUCGGCGCUGCAGCACAUGCUCCUGCUUCGUUCGGACGAUGAGACGCAGACGCGAUGCUUUCAGUUGAUCGAUAUGAUGGUCAGCUCAGUCGCGAUGGAACGCACGAGCGGGCCCGAUGACGACAUAAGAUCUCUACUCGGUACAAACGUCGCCAAUCUGAUCUCGCGCUUUACAGACUCUGACAGAUUACAAGACGCCGAGAAACGUAACAAAGAGCUCGAGCAACUUGCGCGACGGUUACAGCGCGACAAAGAUGCCUUGACGUUUGAUCUGUCGCAAAACCAAUCCGGCGAUGCCGCCCAGCUUCAGGCCAAGCUGGCGCAAGCUGAGCAGGCGCUGGCAAUCUCUCGUCAGACGACGCAAGCGCUGCAGAGUCAAAUGGACGAGCGCGAACGGCAGCACCAACGCGAGAUGUCGGAGCAAGAAGUGAGGAUGCGAGAGCUCUUCACUAUGCUUAAGCAGACACGUGCACUCGAAAUGGUCCAGGAUGAGACGGGUGUGCUCGAUCGUAGAGAGCUCAUGGAUCUAAUGGAGAAGAAGCUGCAACGGACCAAAGCAGUCUUCAGGCUCGAGGGUCGAACUCUGGAAGGCGACAAACCUAAGCGUUCUGGCUCGGGUAAGAGCCAACGCGACAAGUCAGACAGAAAGAGUCGAAUCACCAAGGAUGUCGGUGAUCGUGCGCGUCAGCAGAUCGAAGAGGCCUUGCGUGUGGGUACUACGAACCUCGUAAGUACCGUACUCCUGCCAGAAGAGCACAUGUUCAAUCUUCCACAGCCACAAGGCGUGCACAGCCCAACCAGCGAUGAUACAGAUAACGCCUCGUCGCCAGCAGAGUCUGCUAGGAACGCAGCAGCAUUUGGUUCGCCGGGAGGCCUGCCUCACAAGUCACCUGCAAGGACUGCCGUGCCGGCAGGCAUACUCGACGCAAUACGUGCGCGCGGUACCCAAAGUGGGGAUCCCAAAGAUUUGUCUGCCGGUGAGAGCGAGCCUUCGAGUCCUUCCGGCCGGCGUGAUCGGGACGUACUCGGAGCAUCGCCUCUAAUUGGCUCGCCCACACCUCGACCUGUACGAUCAGCAAAGCGGCUAACCGAUUUACAAGCAUCUGAGGAUGCGGCUGCAUCCAACACUGACGCGGUGGAAGCUCAAGCCGCACCGUCUUUGCCACCACCACCGCCGCCGCCGCCGCCUCCUCCUCCUCCUCCUCCGUUCGUGCCUGGCACUGACCAAGCAGCUCCUCCGCCGCCGCCUCCUCCUCCACCCGCGCCGCCAGCACCGCCGGCACCGCCAGCGCCGGGUAUACCAGCACCUCCUCCGCCUCCUCCUCCGCCGAUGCCUCCGGGCGGCCGUGUCGUACAGCUCGCUUUGGGCGACAAGGUCGUCGGUCGAGGCGGCAAUGUGAUUGGGCCCAAGGGCAGCAUGUUUGUUCCUCGAGGCAGCGUUGUGGGACCGGCGGGCAGUUCGAUAGUGCCGCCACCGCCGCCUGCACCGGGGGCGCCGGGUAUACCCCCUCCUCCGCCGCCAGGUAUGCUGGCUCAGACGACAUUCUAUGCGGGUCAGAACGGCAAGAAGGAUGUCUAUCUUACUGCAAAGCAAAAGAUGAAGCAGCUGCAAUGGGAAAAUAUUGCGAAAGGCCAGACGACAAAGACAGUUUGGGCAGACAUCAAUAUUGAUGAAGCAGAGAUCGCGCGGCUGCUAUCCUCCGAUGGCACGCUGGAGACCAUGGAGGAGGAUUUCAAGGCCAAGCAAUUCGUGCCCAAAGUGAUGAAGAAGAAGGAAAUCUUAACUUCAGUCCUCAGCACUUUGACAAGGCAGAAGAUCGAGAUGCUGCUGCGCGGCCGGCUCCCUGCCGACGUCAGCGACAUAACGCUCGGCGUUCGCGACGUUGCCAGCCGCAUACUAAGGUUCGACGAGAGUCUUUGCACAGAAACUUUCUUGGGCGAAUUGAAGCCUAUCUUACCCUCGUCAGAGGACAUUGGCAAGCUCAACAUCUAUCGGAAUGCAACAGACGAUGUGCUUGCGACUCUGCAGAUCGCAGACAGAUUCAUGGUCGAGCUGCUCAAGAUUGAACGGCUAGAGCAGCGCGUAACGGGGAUGCUCUAUCGUGCACGCUUUGACGAGACAUAUGCGACACUCAAGGAGAGCGUCGACAAGAUCCUGGCGAGUUGCGGAGCACUAAAGAAGGCUGAUUGCUUCAAAGAGCUGCUCAACCUAAUUUUGAUGAUCGGUAACUUUCUCAAUUCUACUGGUCUCAAAGGCGGCGCAUUCGGCUUUCGAGUCAGUAGUAUCAACAAGAUGGUCGACACCAAAUCAUCCAAUGGCAUCACGCUGUUACACUUCCUCGAGCGGACAGUUUCGCGACGUUUCCAAAGCAUCGAGGGCUUCCUUGAUGAGCUGACCAUGCCUUCAGAGGCUCACAAGGUGAGCCUUGAGGACAGUAGGAAAGAGAUGGCAUCGCUCCGCGCUAGUCUCAAGAGCGUUCGGAGCGAACUCAGCUCCAACUUCGAAGAUAUUGACAAGCUUCAGCCCGACGAUGGCUACCCUCGCAGGAUGUUUCCCUUUGUGCGCGAAGCCGAUGAUCGACUACAGACACUCGUCGACCUCUUCACGCUUGCGGGAGCCGAAUUCAGCGAGACUUUACAUUACUUUGGCGAGGAUCAUCGGCCGACAACGAGCUCGGAAUUCUUCGGCAUUUUCAAAGUCUUCACAACCUCCUACAAGAAAGUCAAGGCACAGAACGCCACGCUUGCCGAAGAAGAAGCGGCACGUGAGAAGCGCCGUCAGGCAACGCAAGCGAAGACCGAGGCAGCGGUGGCCGAGCCGGCAAUCGAUCCGGAAGAGACUGCCAGCGUCAUGGACGAUCUCUUUACCAAAUUACGCGAAGGUACAAUGCCAGGCAGACGAUCGAAGCGAACGCGACGAGCUGCGCCCGAUACCAGCUCGCCCAAAACGUCGACCCCCACGCUCACAGCUGGCUUUACUGACGAUGCGAGCGAGCUCGCCAAAGGAAUGCUGCGCGAACUGCAGGGCGAUGGGGUCAGUCUUCUACGACCAGCUCACUGAUGUUGAGCUCAGGACGCGCAAGCAGUUUGACACAUACAAAGCACCGACGCCAGCUUAUGCGAGCAGCACGCGCGCCAGCAGGCGGCGGUUGCUCGAAGCUGCCGAACUACC